This is a messenger RNA of Trichomonas vaginalis G3, 630 nucleotides long. RefSeq lists its product as uncharacterized. The coding region runs from base 1 to 630 and encodes 209 amino acids. The transcript has a single exon. The record is from RefSeq and is a predicted model, not a curated record. Lineage: Eukaryota; Parabasalia; Trichomonadida; Trichomonadidae.
AUGGCUUCCGUGCCUCAAGCGCCUAACACUACUCUGUUUCAAGCUGUAUGUGACUCUGCCAAACUUGCGUCUGAAUUAUCCGAUCAGCUUGAAUUACAACUUAAAGAACAAAAAUUAAUGCACUCCCUUAAAAGAAAUACUUUUCCAGCUCUUAAAGAACUUUAUACCUCAAAUAAAGUUCUCAGGACAAAGUAUGAUUCUGUGUUAACAAAAUUAAAUGAUUUGUCUGAAAAUUUCAAAACCAAUAACAAUAAUGUUACAGACAUUCAAGAAACCAUUUGUGAUCGUAAAACUGGCAUGAAUGCCCUUCAAUCAACUGUUGACAAACUUAAAACUAAAAUGGAUACCCUUCAAAAAAAUGAUGAUGAGCUCAAAACUAAAAUGGAUACCCUUCAAAAAAAUGAUGAUGAGCUUAAAACUAAAAUGGAUACCCUUCAAACAACUGUUGAAGAUUUUAGGGCAUUAUUUAUUAAAUAUUUCAAAGCUAUUGAAGAUUCGUAUAGGAUAGGCUAUGAUCUUAGUGAUAGAAUACAACACAGGCUAUCACUUUACAAACCUAAAUUAGAUCCCCCACCACAGUCUGAACAAGACAACUCUGCUGUCCAUCCCAAUGAUCAAUCAAGAAACUAA